AUGCAGAUAGGGUUCCACCAAUGCAGGUGGGGAUACCAUAACCUUUCAGUGGUCGAGGAUGUCGUGGAGAACUACCGGAGCGCGCAGAUACCCCUCGAUGUGAUCUGGAACGACGACAACCAUAUGGACGCAAGGAAGGACUUGACGCUCAGCCCGGUGAACUACUCGCGCCCCAAGCUGCUGGCGUUUCUCGACAUGUUGCGGUUCCAUUGGUAUGUUUGUGUGGCUUGCUGGUUUGGUGUCAUAUAAUGUGUUCGUAUCAUUUCAUUAACAUUUCAUCUUCACCGUCGGUUCGAACGGAAGCCUAUGAUCAUUUGGGAAAUGGA
Messenger RNA from Hordeum vulgare subsp. vulgare (domesticated barley), 326 nucleotides. RefSeq names its product alpha-xylosidase 1-like. Lineage: Eukaryota; Viridiplantae; Streptophyta; Magnoliopsida; Poales; Poaceae. Gene Ontology annotation, biological process: carbohydrate metabolic process. Gene Ontology annotation, molecular function: hydrolase activity, hydrolyzing O-glycosyl compounds. The transcript has 2 exons. The record is from RefSeq and is a predicted model, not a curated record. Bases 1 to 249 code for a protein of 82 amino acids.